Molecule: messenger RNA, 4426 nt
Organism: Sciurus carolinensis (gray squirrel)
Lineage: Eukaryota; Metazoa; Chordata; Mammalia; Rodentia; Sciuridae
Gene: Fbxo46
Product: F-box protein 46
Exons: 2
Coding region: 1592-3403 (603 amino acids)
Molecular function (GO): protein binding
Source: RefSeq, a predicted model, not a curated record
GGGGUUCCCUUGAGCUCAAGGCGCUUUGGGGUUUGGUUUCUUUUGUAAUGUGGGAGGGUAGGUUGUGUUUUAAGAGUUUCCUAUAUGUUUUGGGGUAUUUGGUGGGUAUAGGAUUUGGGGAGCUCCUGGAGACACUUGGAAGCAAGGAGCCCAAGAGUACCCAUUCCGAUUCCGGAGCCAGGACGCCUGGACUUGCCUGUCUUUACUUCUACCUGGCUGACCCUGGGCAGGGGAUGUUCCUUUCUGUGACUCACCUAGAAACAGGAAGUACUAACCCCACCUGCCUCCUAGGGGCUGGAGGAGCAGCAGUUUUAAAACAGUGCGCUGUGAGUGCUGAAAGCACGUGUCUGCUGUAGUAACAUUUGUGAGGAUUCUUUUGACUUUUGGUUAGAAUACUUAUUUGGUUUGGGAUUUGCCUUAAAUGUUAGGGGGUUUUUGUGUUUUAGUUCUUUCGCGUGGCCAGGGGGUCCUGUGGAUUUAAGGGGUUUGUAGAAGGGAUGUUUGAACUGAGUAUAGAAUGUUGGGAAAUUGAAACAUCUGUGAGGUUGGGAGAUGGCUGUGUGCCUUGGAAUCUACGAAAAGUUCUUUGAGACCGGGACUUUCUGUGCUGGAGGGGAGUUUUUACAUUUGGGGGUUUAAAGUAGUAUUUGAAAGAGUGUGGAUAUUUGAGGGGAGAGUAUUGAGAUUCUGGAGAUAAGGGUAGGAACUGAUUAUGGGAUUAUGAGAGGAGGUAAAGAUGAUUAGAAUUGAAAUUUUCUUUGUUACUGAUGUCUGUGUUUGGAGGUCAUGCAGAACUGUGGAGUGAAUGAGGAAUCUGGAAUUGCCUGGUUUUCGAGGGACAGUCUAUACUGCAAGAGUUGGCAGACUUUUUCCACAAAGGGCCAGAUAAUGAAUAUUUCAGGCUUUGCAGUCUUUGCUGCAGCCCUGCAGCUCUGCUUUUGUAGCAUGAAAGAAGCCAUAAUGCACAUUUUAGUAAAACUUCAUUUACAAAGGCAGGCGGCAAGCCCUUGGUCCAUAGUUUGGAGACCUCUGUGGUCUGCAGGCAUAUGGAACUUUGAAGUUUGGAGGGUUACUUUCAUUUUAGGAUGUGUUGCUAGGGACUUUGAGACUAAGACAUCUGCUGCUUACUGGUAACAAGAAGAAAGUGCAGUGGAAAGUGGUCAUAUCGGAUUCGUUACCAAAAUUACCUCCACGUUAGGUCAUGUGCAUAAAUUUGUUGCAAAAUAAAAUAGUCAUUAUUGAGAGCACUGAACUGAGGGGUCCAGAAACCAAGUUUGAGAGACUGAUUUUACUUCAGACCUACUGUCCCCUUACCUGUGUGACCUUUCCCCACUCUGAGCCUCAGUUUAUUUGUGUACAAUUUCAAGAGGGAGCCAGACAUAGGUGCUUUUAUCCUGGGGGUCUGUGACUGUGCUUCAGGGAAGCAGCUGCAGAGCCUUUGCAAGGGUGAGCUCUCUUAGGCGAGGAUACCCAGCUUUAAGAGAUUCUCAAAGAGCCCCAUGAACCCCCAAAAGUGGCAUGUGGAAUCCCCCACCACCAACCUGAUCCUGAGAUACGGUGACUUCCUGCCUGUUUGUCAUCAUCCCCCAGAAUGGACCGUGGUGGCCUCCUGCCCUUCCAGCUCUGGUGUCCCCGGCCCUUUGGUACCUACUCCCAGAACCAGCCGCGCCCGCCUUCCACAGCCCUCAAGUCGUCGGCCUGCUCGGAGCCUGGUGGUGGGGCCGAGCCUGACCGUGGGCCUGCCCACUCAGAGAACACCCCGCCCGCCCUGGCCGCGGAGGCCCCUGCCACUCAGCCUGCUCCACUCCUCUCAGCAGCAGGUGCUGGCGACGAGGGUCGAGUCCUGUUGGACACAUGGUAUGUUAUCAAGCCUGGGAAUACAAAGGAGAAGGUGGCCUUCUUCGUGGCCCACCAAUGUGGUGGAGGCAGCCGGGCCAGCUCCAUGAAGGUCAAGGGGCACUGGGGCAGUGACAGCUCCAAGGCCAAGCGGAGGCGGCGCUGUCUGGAAUCCACCAAGGCUCCCCCAGACCCAGGGGGCCAGGAGGGACCCCCUGCUGCCGAGGGGGGCCCCUCUUCAGCGGGGGAGGAUGUGGACUUGCUCUCUGUGGCUGAGAUGGUGGCCCUGGUAGAACAGAGGGCUGCCCUGGCCCUGCAGAGCUACCCCCGCCCCACCACCCCAGCGCCUGUAGUCUUUGUGUCGGCUGAGCAGGGUGGACCACCUAAGGGAUUGGGGUCCGAACGGAGGUCUGGUGGUGGUGACUGCAGUCGUGUGGCUGAAGCGGUAGCCCAUUUUGAGGCCCAGCGGGACAACCCUCCAACCAAGGGCCUUCGCAAGGAGGAGCGGCCUGGGCCAGGUCCCGGUGAGGUACGCAUUGCCUUCCGCAUCUCCAAUGGCAGGGAGCCCCGUGCACCAGACGGCAGUCUCCCCAAUGGUGGCGGGGGCCGGCCUGGUUGUGCCUUCCCUGGCAGCCCAGGUCCCGGGGCUCGAGCCAAGGACAAGAUCACUUGUGACUUAUACCAGCUCAUCAGCCCUUCCCGGGAUGCCCUUCCUAGCAAUGUGGAGUUCCUGCUGGCUAGGGCAGAUGAAGCCAGCGAGGCUGAGACCCCAGCCCCUGCCAGGCCUGAGGACACUCCCCCCGCCCCACCCCCGCCCCCUGCCCGGGACUGUGGCGCAUCAGGCUUUCACGUGGAUGUGGUGGUGACGGGUGUGGUGGACGAGUGCAUCUUCUUUGGUAAGGAUGGCACCAAGAAUGUAAAAGAGGAGACAGUGUGCCUGACGGUCAGUCCCGAGGAGCCACCCCCACCCGGCCAGCUCUUCUUCCUCCAGUCUCGGGGUCCAGACGGGCCCCCUGAGCCACCCCCUGCUGAUGCGCCAACCACAUUGCCAGGCCCGGAUGAUGCUGAGGGGACAGCAGACACCUCCCUGUGCCGCCUUUACCGUCACGUGUCACAUGACUUCCUGGAGAUCCGCUUCAAGAUCCAGAGGCUGCUGGAGCCACGGCAGUACAUGCUGCUGCUGCCAGAGCAUGUGCUGGUCAAGAUCUUCAGCUUCCUGCCCACGAGGGCCCUGGCCGCCCUCAAGUGCACCUGCCACCACUUCAAGGGCAUCAUCGAGGCUUUUGGCGUCCGGGCCACAGACUCACGCUGGAGCCGAGACCCACUCUACCGUGAUGACCCUUGCAAGCAGUGCCGCAAGAGAUACGAGAAGGGCGAUGUGUCACUCUGCCGCUGGCACCCCAAGCCCUACCACCAUGACCUGCCUUACGGACGUUCCUACUGGAUGUGUUGUCGCCGAGCUGAUCGCGAGACGCCGGGCUGUCGCCUGGGCCUGCACGAUAACAACUGGGUGCUGCCUUGCAAUGGGCUGGGUGGGGGCCGCACUGGCAGGGAGGAGGGGAGGUGAAGCCGGGGGAGGGGGAGGGAGCCCACCAUGCCCACCCCUCCCCCAUCCCCUGGGAGCCAGGGACCAGGAUUGGGCCACCAACCUACACCCCAGUCCAGGCAGUGUUCACCCACCAGAACUGAGACCAGGAUCAGGGUGACCCAUGGAAACACUCUGACCCCUGUUGGUUUUCUACUCCUCAGACCCAGGGCCGUGGACCCUCAAGUAGGGUGUUUUUUAUCAGCAUCUCAGUUUCUUCUCCAUUCAGCCCCAACACUGUCCCUGCCACUCUCUACACCCCAGGGACCCCCCCAGCAGGGAGCUGACGGCAGCUAAUUUUGGUCCCACCUAAGGCUUCCCCCAUGCUGGCCCCGCUUCCACGCUUUCUCCCAAGUUCCUCAUCUCUGGAGCUGUUUUCUCCCAGGAGGCUACAGCACCCAAGGUUAGUACCUUUCCAAACUUACCACACUAGGGCUCACCUCCUUUUUUGGAAUUGGGGGCCAUCAGAUCAUAAGGUGGAUCUGGCACUUUAUUAUAACAGCCUGCCAUUUCUAUUUUUCUGAUGAGAAAAUAAAAAUCAAUGUUGUCUCCUUAACCUCAAGCUACCAGUCAAUCCCCUUCCCCUACAGGGGAAGAGGAAAAACCUUGAAUUAUAGAAAUGUUCCCUCUUCCCGUUAUUUAAGCUAUUACCAUCACUCCUCCCCCCAGUAAAGCUGUGAAGCCCUUUGCCUCACUCUGGAUGGCGUGGGGGGCCAGAGGGCAAGGGACUGUGGGUUUGAAUUUCUAGGUGGUUUUUCCUUCAACUAUGGGUACUUGUUAAGGCAUUGGGGUCUCUUCACCCCCAGCCACAUGCUUCUUUAGAAUCUUUGGGUCAUUUGGGACCUUGAAUUUCAGGCAGUUUGGUCUGGGGUGUUUUUUUGUUUGUUCUGUUUGGGGGUUGUUUUUGUUUUUUCAUAAUUGUGGUUCUGGAAGCUUCUAGUGUGUGGCAUCUGACCAAUUUUGAAUUGGUCCUUUCUAUAAAAUCAAUAUUUAUAAGGCUGGGCC